Messenger RNA from Postia placenta MAD-698-R-SB12, 546 nucleotides. RefSeq lists its product as hypothetical. The record is from RefSeq and is a predicted model, not a curated record. The coding region runs from base 1 to 546 and encodes 181 amino acids. Lineage: Eukaryota; Fungi; Basidiomycota; Agaricomycetes; Polyporales; Adustoporiaceae. The transcript has 6 exons.
AUGGACCGAUGGGUAGUUGUUGUGAGCGGCGCCGACAUGAACGAGGAGCUGUGCAAGGUUCUUGAUACGCACGCCUCCUUCCAAGCAGCCGCAGAUGACUUUAUUCAAAUGAAAUAUACCGUCGCGCCCGAAAUUGGCGAUCAUCCAAUCGAGGCAUUUGUGAUUAGUGGACCGCUCACAUGCAGGCUGAGCCUAAUAUUCCUCGAUGUUGUAGACGAAAUCAGGACCGCCUUCCCUGAGAUCAUGCCAUCGCCUCCUUUACCGGGUGGUCGGAACGGGGACUACCUGAAGACCAUAGUUGAAUUCGCAUUCUCAGUCGCCAAGAGCAGUACCAUUCUGAGUCUUGUGCCGGGCGUGUUCAAACCAGAUCAUCGCUACUUCGUCGUGAAGCUCAUGAUACCACUGAUUCAAGAGCGCCUCGCCAAGUUGCAAGGCGCCGACAACGAUCAGUUUGACAAGUCGUAUGACUAUCUCACAUGGCUUAUCGAGGAGGCACAGAAGAGUAAAUCGAACCCCAAUCUUGUGCUUGAGGCCAUCCUGGUCUAA